AUGCUUACUGUAUUGAACUUUUAUAAGAGUACGUCAAAACACCCGUACGUAACUUUUCAAUUUAGAAAUAAAUCGAAGACAAAUUGGGCAAAGUUAAAAAAGAAAACCGGCCCUAAGUACAAAGCCCUAAAUCAUUUUGACGACUUUUACGGCUCCGUUUUCGGUAACCAAUGGGAAUCAAUGAGAGAAGGUCUCUUACGAAAAUCUAAAUAUGUAGCAAUAAUAAAUAACUAUGGUGAUGCUGAAGAGACAAUGGAAUAUCUGUCCCAGAGAGGAGCCCACUGCUUAAAAUACUUAAUGUCUGUGCAGCAGGACUUUCACAAUGAAUAUCCCACAGACAACAUUAAACCAAAGAAAGAACGGUACCAAAGUGCUGUGGAUAAUUAUGUAUCUAAAUUACAAAGUGAUGAAAUAUCUAAUAUAUAUCCUGAAGGUGGUGAUUCCCCUGAAAAACUAGAAUUUAAAGAUACAACAAUAAAUACUUCAAAAGUAGAAGAUAAAACAGAAGAAUCAGAACAUUUAUCAAAAAAUUUGGAUGAAGCUAUUGAUAAUGCUGAGAUAGACUAUACUCGUAUCAUAAGCGCUGAGAUGGGAGUAUCUUCAGAAGCCUUAUAUCAGUAUAUUCCAGCCACAAAACUAAAGGGAAUGGAUGAUUAUGUGCCUGAGUCACUACAUUAUUCCUUUUAUUCUUCACAAAGUGGUGACUUCCCCUUAGUGAUAGAACCCGAAACAACAUUUAAAUUUCCGGAGCAUCUAAAGGUUAUGACAUAUGAAAUGGGGAGUGAAUUGUAUAAAUUUCCUGAGCCAAAACGAAGUAACACAGGGGUGUUUAACUUCUAUCCACUGGAUGGGUCUAGUGUGUUACCAGUGUUAGCCUUAUGUCUGCAACAAGCUGAUCGUGUUUUGGAUCUUUGUGCAGCACCAGGUGGAAAGUCCCUUAUUACAUUACAGACCCUAUUACCAGAUGUACUCGUCUGUAAUGAUUCUUCAAUAUCCAGGAACAAUCGAUUAAAAAAUAUUUUGAGGAGUUAUUUAAUUGAUUACGAGAGUAAUAACAAAUGGCGAGAGAGAAUAUUGUGUAAAACUGUAGAUGGAAGGAUUUUUACUGAUGACUCAGGGUUUGACAAGGUUCUUGUGGAUGUGCCCUGUACCACUGACAGACAUUCCGUUAUGAAUGAUGAAAAUAAUAUCUUUAGACCAGAUAGAAUCAAAGAAAGACUGAGGAUACCAGAACUUCAGUCGCAAUUAUUGCUGAAUGCCUUAAAGCUGGUGAAGGUUGGUGGGGCUGUGGUAUAUUCCACCUGUUCCCUGAGCCCCAUUCAAAACGAUGGAGUAGUUCACCUCGCUCUGAAACAGGCAUUUCAGGCGAACGGUAUCGUCGCUGUCGUAAAAGACAUGUCAGCACCGUUCAGCAGCUUGAGUAGCACGUUGGUUUUGGGAAGUGGGUCGGCGCUGCCGAAGUAUGGGCAGCUAGUGGUUCCUCACGUUGAGGCCAACUUUGGACCUGCGUAUAUCGCCAGACUUGUAAGGGUUAAAUAG
This is a messenger RNA of Leptosia nina, 1539 nucleotides long. The record is from the annotation of a GenBank genome assembly. NCBI's taxonomy places the organism in Eukaryota, Metazoa, Arthropoda, Insecta, Lepidoptera, Pieridae.